Harpegnathos saltator (Jerdon's jumping ant) is the source of this 559-nucleotide messenger RNA. Its product is annotated as zinc finger protein 524-like. The record is from RefSeq and is a predicted model, not a curated record. Bases 1 to 534 code for a protein of 177 amino acids. Lineage: Eukaryota; Metazoa; Arthropoda; Insecta; Hymenoptera; Formicidae. Gene Ontology annotation, biological process: regulation of gene expression. Gene Ontology annotation, cellular component: nucleus. The transcript is spliced from 2 exons.
AUGGGCGCUCUGCUGUCGUUGCUGCGCUCCGACUACAAACAGGAGCAGCAGACAUCGACGAAGAAGAUGCACCGUACGUCCGCUCCGAUGGUGAUGACGCGUUCCUCCAUGGGCAUGACGAACAGGCGCGCCAGUAACAGCAACGUUGGCGACCAUAACAGCUACGACGAAGGUAGCGGCGGUGACCAUGGCAGCGGCGGCGGCGGCGGUGGCAGUUGCGGACGUAGCGGAUCGUCAGGUCGCGAGGUCGUCUUUCCCGACUCGUUCGAGGUGUUACCGCAGCCGCGUGACUUCAGUGUUGUCUACAUGGGUGUGCCUCACGAGCAACAGCGAAAAUUCCGCUGUCGCUUCUGCGGCAAGGGCUACCGCUGGAAGAGCACGAUGCGUCGUCACGAAAUGGUGGAGUGUGGUGGCAAACCUCCGGCCUUCCAAUGCCCGCAGUGCCCUUACAAGGCGCGGCAACGUGGAAACCUCACCGUGCAUUUCAAACGGCAUCAUCAGAAAAUGGUUUACGAGGAGAACGCACUUACUUAGGACGCGCACACAACCGGCCGAAUGU